CGAACUGAGCGAGCUCUUUCGUGGCCGACAGCGGACUAACGUACGUAAAAAGUUUUCCUAUGCCAAAGGUGUCACGUCCGCAAUGUUCCACUCCCACGUUCAUGUAGUGUAAAUGCGACUAAGAGCCGCAAGGGCACCCCGAACGAAUGCUCUAUUUACUUGUAGAUGCCCUCUGAUUCGGCAGUGAUGGCAUCAAAUGCCCAGGAUGAGUCAGUUUGCGGAAGUCGGUAGACGUCUAUUUGCCUGAAUCCUGGUGCUGCAUCCGGCCCGUCGCGACCUGAAUUGUCAGCACUGGCUAGACUGGAGUCAUCUCAUCAUAGCUCAUAGGUAGAUUUCGGUGGCAUCAUAAAACCAAUUGACUCCCCUCAUAAUCGUCCGAGUUCCUUCCUAGUAUUCUAAUUUCUCAACACACCAUAAUCUCAUCCUUUCUUAGAUAGCGGGCAAUACUUUGAUACCUCCGCUGUUCACAUUCAAACGACCUUAGCUCUCCAAUUCCUCCCUCCGAAUCUAAACCCCCCGCUGUUUUACGACCCCUCCACCCUUCUCCAACAACACCACACCGACCGCGACCGUCGACACAUUUCAUCAUGACGCCUGCUCCCCAAAACAUCGCCAGCAACCUCUCUGCUGCUGCCCAGCGCGGCGAGGUCUCUCACAGCUGGGAUAAGAACGUGGCCACCUCGCCGCUUGCUUCUUUCCAGUCUCCUCCCAGCUGGAGCGCCAACCUCCCUAACCGCGGCGCGCCCAAGAACUUGAAGCCUUUCAACACCAAGGAUAUCAAGAUUCUACUUCUCGAGAACGUCAAUGUCACCGGCCAGGAGAUCCUGAAGGCCCAGGGCUACCAGGUCGAGGCCCUCAAGACCUCUCUUCCUGAGGACCAGCUCAUUGAGAAGAUUCGUGACGUCCAAGUCAUCGGUAUUCGCUCCAAGACAAAGCUCACCGAGAAGGUCCUCCGACAGGCCGAGAACCUCCUCGUCAUCGGCUGCUUCUGUAUCGGUACCAACCAGGUCGACCUUGAGUUCGCCGCCAAGAAUGGUAUUGCCGUCUUCAACUCCCCCUUCGCUAACUCGCGCAGUGUCGCUGAGCUGGUCAUCGCCGAGAUCAUCGUUCUUGCCCGUCAGCUUGGCGAUCGAUCCAACGAGAUGCACCGAGGCACCUGGAACAAGGUCAGCUCCAAGUGCUGGGAGAUUCGAGGCAAGACUCUGGGUAUCGUUGGCUACGGCCACAUUGGUUCUCAGCUGUCCGUCCUCGCUGAGGCUAUGGGUAUGAACGUCAUCUACUACGAUGUUGUUACCCUGAUGGCUCUGGGAACUGCCAACCAGGUUCCUACACUUGAGAAGCUCUUGGGUGAGGCUGACUUUGUCACCCUCCACGUCCCUGAUCUCCCCGAGACACGCAACAUGAUCUCUACUCCCCAGUUCGAGCAGAUGAAGACUGGUGCCUACCUGAUCAACGCCAGCCGUGGUAGCGUUGUCGAUAUUCCCGCUCUCAUCAAGGCUAGCCGUGCUGGCAAGGUUGCUGGUGCUGCUCUUGAUGUCUUCCCCGCUGAGCCCGCUGCCAACGGUGACUACUUCACCAACGACCUCAACGCCUGGGGCGAGGAUCUCCGAAGCUUGAGGAACCUUAUCCUGACACCUCACAUCGGUGGUAGCACUGAGGAGGCUCAGCGUGCCAUUGGUAUCGAGGUCAGCGAGGCUCUGGUUCGCUACAUCAACCAGGGUAUCACUCUGGGCAGUGUCAACAUCCCCGAGGUCCAGCUCCGUUCGCUGACUUCCGACGAGCCCGAUACCGCUCGUGUCAUCUUCAUUCACCGAAACGUUCCUGGUGUGCUCCGAAAGGUCAACGAGAUUCUCGGCGACCACAACGUCGACAAGCAGAUUUCCGACAGCAGAGGCGACAACGCCUACCUCAUGGCCGAUAUUAGCAGUAUCAAAUAUGAGCAGAUCAAGGACAUCUACGACAGCCUUGAGGCUCUUAGCGCUCGCAUCAUGACCCGUAUCCUGUACUAAGAAAAGAGGCAUGGACCACUCGGUGGUUGUGAGGUUCAACCCUUACCCUUGAACUACGAUAACUUAGUAAAAAGAAACGCGAUGCGACCAACAAACGCACGGGACUUUGAAUGCAUGGAGAAGGGGGAAAUAAAGGGGGCGGCCCGUUCGUUUUGAUCCGGUCCUUGAUUCCCGGACGCGGUUGACGCAUUGAUGCAUUGGCUAAGGUCAAUGAAGGCAUGAGCAAUUCAAAACCCCAUGUCGCGCGACUGGACGAUCGUGGCUGGAGGAGGUUUUGCUAUGGAUGAUGCAAAAAGAGUCGGAAUCGCCAGAUACGGGUACGUACUCCAUUCUUGAGCGUGGAUCAAGUCAAAAGGGGGCUGGUUUUUGCGGCUGGUGCUUGAUUAAGUUAAGGUAAAAGCUCGCAACCGACUGGUUGGGCUAGUCGGUGGCACUGUAUGGAGUAAUAUGGCAUGGAUGAAUUCAACGAACAGAAACAUUUGAGCUUCAACGCAACUUAGAAUACCAAAAUAGGACCAAUCCGGUGCGAAUCGAGAGGGGAUCCCGAAGGACCAUCACUUUGUUGACCUUUAUGUACCUCUGUAGACUAACUUCAGUUCCGCGUAAGAGCUGAGAUAAGCAUGCAUACAGUUCGUCAACUGUUGGCGUAAGCUGCAGAGUCGUUUGACGUCAAACUAUGGCUUGUCGAUAAUAAAAUGUUGGGGAUAUGAGGUGCAUUUGCAUAGCCGUGCGGUUGCCGAGAAGUUCGGACCUGAAGAAGAUAAUGUACCUUCGGAAUUCGAGGUUGAAUCUGUGAUACUCUCGGCGAACAGGCUCCUCCGAGCUGCCUGGCUAUUACGAUUGUACCUUGCUGAUCCUUCAAAUAUGCCCUUGAUGGACUCAGUCCCUAGUCUUGGGGUUAUGGUGGGGAUAUAUUAAUCGGUUACUAGGGUUCAAGAGUUCCCCAGUAUUUUUUGGAAUUGGCAUCUCCUUUUUGGAGGAUCGGGCCUUGUUCAUCAAUGUAACCGGCGGGUUUCAUCUUUGGGCUUGUUGAUUGACUAUUGAAGUCUGAGAGAAUUGGUUCAUGAUGAUUGGUAUAUCAACUCUGGCGAACCAUGGCAUUGCGAUCUUUGUCUUUCAGAACACCAAGUCAAACUUCAAAUAUUCUAGGAGUACAUACGAAUUGUGUCCAGUAACUACACAGUCCCUAUAUGCACAGCUUUUGUGAUCGUUACUGCAAAUACAGUCGGUGAAGUUGUAUCAAGACAGUGCGAUUUCGAUCUCGGAGCGUUUGAUCGUCAAAUGUCAAUUAAGGGGCCUGCGGCGUAACAUUUUUUGAGCAUUAGCUCCAACAAACCCCAA
Messenger RNA from Fusarium odoratissimum NRRL 54006, 3350 nucleotides. RefSeq names its product D-3-phosphoglycerate dehydrogenase 2. Gene Ontology annotation, molecular function: oxidoreductase activity, acting on the CH-OH group of donors, NAD or NADP as acceptor; NAD binding. Lineage: Eukaryota; Fungi; Ascomycota; Sordariomycetes; Hypocreales; Nectriaceae. The record is from RefSeq and is a predicted model, not a curated record. The coding region runs from base 588 to 2009 and encodes 473 amino acids. The transcript has 5 exons.